Anopheles moucheti is the source of this 1640-nucleotide messenger RNA. It is a transcript of the gene Zip48C, whose product is annotated as zinc transporter ZIP11. Bases 287 to 1357 code for a protein of 356 amino acids. The transcript has 5 exons. Gene Ontology annotation, biological process: zinc ion transmembrane transport. Gene Ontology annotation, cellular component: membrane. The record is from RefSeq and is a predicted model, not a curated record. NCBI's taxonomy places the organism in Eukaryota, Metazoa, Arthropoda, Insecta, Diptera, Culicidae. Gene Ontology annotation, molecular function: zinc ion transmembrane transporter activity.
ACACCUUCGAGCAUACAACAUAUCUCAGGAGGCUGACUAACAUGUUGCCUCCCCCUUCUUUGCUAUAACCUUUCUUGUGUAUAUAAGGCCUGGUGCAUCUGUACGAGAAUUCUCACCGGAAUUUUCUGUUGCCUUGUGAGCUUUGUGGUGAUCAACCAGCUGUGUUGGAACAUUGUUGCACGAACAAUUGCUAGUCCAUCACACCCCGGAGUCUGUUUAUUAAUCGGUAGCGCUAACGUCGAAUAUCUAUUAAGUUGAGCUAGCCGGUGGUGAUUAUUGCACGACGAUGAUCCAAGGCUACGGAUCGGUCACACAAGCACUGCUGGGAACGCUUUUAACAUGGGGACUAACAGCGCUUGGAUCGGGUUUGGUGGUGCUGCUGAGAGGCAAUCAGCGGAAAUCAUUGGAUAUUUCACUCGGUUUUGCGGCCGGUGUCAUGAUUGCGGCUUCCUUCUGGUCAUUGCUGGCUCCGGCAAUUGAGCUAGCGGAAAACUCGCACAUGUACGGCAGCAAAGGAGAGUUCGCCUUUAUCCCCGUGGCUGUAGGAUUUCUGCUGGGCGCAAUUUUUGUGUACGGUACUGACAAAAUCAUUUCCUAUUUGGGGAUUAACAGCCCGACAAUGAUGAUUGCACUAACGCACGCAAACAAAGACAAAGCUGACAUUGCUAUGGACGAUCAAGUGUCUGCUGAGCAUGGCAGAAGUUCGUACGCUGGAGUAGCCCCAAAUUCGACGGAUCAUGCGCUGGCCAUCGGGAUGGAUAGCUUUGCGGAUUGUCUGAACGCACAGCACGGCAGUGUGUCGCGAAAGCGCAGGAAAGGAAGUUCUACGGCAUCGGUCAGGGAACAGUCGGUGUAUACAAACAAUAGCCAAAGUCAGCUGGAUGCACAAUUAUCCCAGUGGAAACGAAUCAUGCUGCUUGUGGUAGCCAUUACUGUGCACAACAUACCGGAAGGUUUGGCAGUGGGUGUCAGUUUCGGUGCCAUUGGCACCACUGAAUCGGCCACGUUCGAGGCAGCACGGAAUCUUGCCAUUGGCAUUGGUAUACAAAAUUUUCCCGAAGGGUUGGCGGUGAGUCUACCUUUGCACGCCGCUGGAUUUAGUUUGGGGAAAAGCUUUUGGUACGGGCAGUUGUCCGGCAUGGUGGAACCCAUAUUUGGAGUGCUUGGUGCAGUUGCCGUGAGUCUUGCGACUAUCAUACUACCAUACGCGCUAUCUUUUGCUGCCGGUGCCAUGAUCUACAUUGUGGCGGACGAUAUUUUGCCAGAAGCACAUGCAAGCGAUAAUGGACUCAUAGCUACUUGGGGCACGAUUGCAGGCUUUGUGGUGAUGAUGUGUUUAGACGUGGGGCUCGGAUAAAGUGGACAUUUAUUGGGAGUAUCAAUUUGGAACUAUCUGGAUAGUUCCUUGCAGGAAUGAUCAUUGCGCCUCGAUUGAACGAGCCAGUGUCUAUUAGAUGGUACUUGAUUAAGUAUUAAACCACGGUGUGAAAAUUCUAUGUUAUAAUCACUGAGUUUGCUGUGGAUUAGUAGUAGGACGUUUGCAUAGGUUAUUUUUUAAAUUGGACAUAACAUACUAAAACAUCAGAAACACAGUGCUUAAAUCGCCAAUAAAUGCUGGCAGCAGUGGCAUGACUAUUUUA